AUGACUGACAUAGACCAUCUAAUAAGAGAAGAUCUUCCGCCAGAUAUCAAAGAAAAAUUAAAAUUCCUCGGCAAAUUAGUUCCUGACCCAAGAUUCAAUGCGGCAACUCUGAGCGAUAAAAAAGUCGAAGUUUUAAUGGAUCUUAUAAAAGCUAGUUUUGACGAAUCAUACGGAAAUCUUAUUGAUCAAAUUGUCACCAUUACAAAUAUAUCUCGCUCUACCUUGUAUAAUUAUAGAAAUGCUUACCUGGAAGAUGAAAAAUUCAACCCAAAAACGGCACAGUUACUUGUUAACAGAGCUAUUGAUGACGAAGGAGAGCUCUUGAUAGCCAACUACAUUAUCACAGAAUUUAUUGAAAAAAAGUUUUUUUUUCAAUACACAAAUGUGCCGAGUAAUUGUGGAAAUGUUUAA
Trichomonas vaginalis G3 is the source of this 411-nucleotide messenger RNA. RefSeq lists its product as uncharacterized. Bases 1 to 411 code for a protein of 136 amino acids. The record is from RefSeq and is a predicted model, not a curated record. Lineage: Eukaryota; Parabasalia; Trichomonadida; Trichomonadidae. The transcript has a single exon.